Messenger RNA from Aspergillus wentii DTO 134E9, 2388 nucleotides. RefSeq lists its product as uncharacterized. The record is from RefSeq and is a predicted model, not a curated record. The coding region runs from base 1 to 2388 and encodes 795 amino acids. Lineage: Eukaryota; Fungi; Ascomycota; Eurotiomycetes; Eurotiales; Aspergillaceae. The transcript has 3 exons.
AUGGCGCGACGUUACGAGAUCGAUGAGCUGCUAUGGCUGCGCUCAUCGCCUCUGGUCACCAAACCUGCAAGUCUACCACCGGUAGAGGAAUGGAUGGGCCCAAUUCCCGAACCAACAACCCAACGGAAAACCAGUACAAACCCGAACAAUCCAAAUGAAGCGAUUACGAACAGAAGACCCAGCCUUUUUGAAACCCGUCAUAUUUCGCGAGGCUCGAAUUCAGAGGACAUAAUUCUUGGACCCCCAAAGACUGCCUUUGCUUCCGCAUCUCGUAUCGCUGGCAAAGGAUCGAUAGAUACAACCGAACGGUCAUCCAGACCUAACGACUUUGACGACCUCAGGAACGAUCGUUUUAAUUUCCGGGACAAGUUCUUCAAGGACCGUGAUGCCGGAGAUAAGGAUUUUGACAAACGCGAUGGAAAAAUGGGAACUUUCACUGCCCGGCGUGGGGAUAGGGACGAUUGGAAUAACGGACGCCCACGUCGCACCUUCGGACCAGAUGACCAAGACCGGAAACCAAGACGGAAUGGUGAAUUUGAUCGAUGGGAAAACCGUGAUCAGCAGCGAGAUCGCGAUCCACGGGAUCUGAACCAGGAUCGUGGAGCCAGAGAUAAGGAUGGCCGGUUUUUCGUUCGGAAAGACGAGCAGCCAGGGCGAGCUAGAACUGAAAGAACUUGGUUCCGUGAUGACAAUGCCCAGGAUGGUAUCGAUCCCGAGGAAGAGAAGCCCUCAAUACGAAACCGAGAGUGGCGCCGCGACAGACAUGGUGCAGACCGUGACUGGACCCGGGGGGCCAAGUUUGAACAAGAUCCUGAGUGGAUGGAUGCGAAUGAUCGCGAUGAGCCCCGCCGCGUGCAUACUCAAGAGGAUUUCGAGCGCUGGAAGGAAAGGAUGAAGGCCGGCUCGAAUCCGCCACCUGCCGAGGAAAAGAAAGAAGUUCCGAUUGAGCCCCCAACCGCCGCCUCGCAGAAAGCAGAAACUAGACCUACCGAUGGUGAAAUAUUUAGCAGCAGUGGCGCGCCAUUCCAGGGAGAUACGGCAAUGGAGCGGUUCUUUGGCUUGCUUAGUGACUCGAAACCUCCUCCUCCCCAGGAAGUUAGCACCCCUACAUCUGUGGAAUCCACGACUAAGAAGGAAGCCCUUCCUGGAAAGUCUAUGAAAUCAUCUCGUUUUGCCGGUCUAUUCAGUCCACCCCCAGAGAGCCCCGCCAGAGACUCGGACUCUCCUGUCGGAUUCAAGUCUCCUCCUGCGAACAAUCCUUCGUCCAGUGAUGCCGACCAAGAGGGCUUUCAGCGCAUCUUGCAAAUGUUGGGAGGGAGUAAGUCACGUAAUGCUACCCCUCACAAUGAUGGUGUACAGCCCCAGCACCACCCUGCUAUGGUACACGCAGAACAAGCUCGAAGUGCGCUCUCGUCACCUUCUCGGGAGCCACUUGGCCGCCCAGAGUACAUGGUGAUGCAGGAUAGUCCCGCACGAGGCAUGGGCCCUGCUCUUCAGGAGAAUAUUCUGGCCCAGGAAUCCUUCAAGGACCCACAGGCUCGGGAAAGAGAACAUCUUCUUCGUCUUAUGCAACAGGUCAAGAUAAACCCCGUUGCAAAUGUAGCACAUGUUAAUCAUGGCCAACCACAGAGUGCGGGCCCGGCUCCUCCAGGUUUGUUGAACAUGCCGGAUGUGAUGCCGCCCCCUCCCCCAGGACUUACAGCCCAAAAGACGCCAAAUUUCUUGGAUGACCCAGCAAUUGCCAACAUGCAGAGACCGGAUGUUGACCAACUCCGGCGAAGACCCGCGGCCAAUGGCCCACCAAUGGGCUACUUUGAUGAUGUCCCAUUUCCCCAAGGCAACCAGGUUCCCAUCACCCCAGGUGGAAGUAGAGCUCCCCAGAGCCAAGGCCACCCUGCCAUGGGUAUCCAGAGACCUCCAGGCUUCGAACACUUGCCGCCUCCCGGAUGGGCCGGUCAUCAACUACCUCCACAGCAGGGUGGCGGACCAAGUCCUUUGGCUCCUCCGCCGGGUAUCCCAACCCCGAACCGAGGAAUCAACCCCAAUUUCAUGGCGAAUGCAAUGCCAAUGCAUGGAAACAUGCCACCUCUGAAUGAACGUGGCUUCCCCCGCGCUGCUGGUGGCAAUGGAGCAGCUGGAUUUGGACCUCCACCGGGUAUGAUGCCUCCUCCGGGAUAUAUGAACGGUCCCCCGCCCUCAGGUUUCCCCCCGAUGCCGCCCAAUGCUGAGGCAUUGAUGGGACUUGGCCAUGCUGCACAAGGCCCCUUUGGAGGUGCUCCUGGUCCACAGGGGCCACCACCUUCUUCCAGACACCUGUUGGAUAUGUUUGGCCAAGCUAGCGGCGGUGACGUUAGAGGCGGCAUGAUUGGUCCUGGACAGUUCAGAUAA